Danio rerio (zebrafish) is the source of this 1737-nucleotide messenger RNA. It is a transcript of the gene loxl1, whose product is annotated as lysyl oxidase-like 1. Gene Ontology annotation, molecular function: protein-lysine 6-oxidase activity; oxidoreductase activity, acting on the CH-NH2 group of donors, oxygen as acceptor; copper ion binding. Gene Ontology annotation, cellular component: extracellular region. The record is from RefSeq and is marked provisional. NCBI's taxonomy places the organism in Eukaryota, Metazoa, Chordata, Actinopteri, Cypriniformes, Danionidae.
AGUCUUCUCAAUAUGCUGCAUGUACUUUUGAUGAGCUUGUGGGUAUUAGGAAGUGUAACGGGACAGUCCCAAUCUCAACCCGACGACACAAACCCAUGGAGGCAGAUGAUCCAGUGGGAGAAUAAUGGACGUGUUUAUAGUCUACUCAACAGCGGAGCCGAAUACGUCCCGGCUCGGAACCAGGAACGGGAUAGGAACCAUCGAGUGCUUCUUGCUGACGCUCCAAAUCGUAGGUCACAGGGUGGAAAUGUGCGAAGACAAGCACCCUCAAGAGGGAGCUCGGAGACGGUGAGGGGUCAAGCCAGACACCCGUUUGGAUUCGGACAGGUGCCGGAAAACUGGCGGCAGCAGCAAGGUGCGGUGGGAAGAAGCGAAACAAGUCGAUUUCAGUCACAAACCGGCUCUCGUUAUAGACCGUCAUCUGGAGCAUCAUCAUCAGCAUCAUCAUCAUAUCCUCAAUAUCCAAUCCCGCAACAGCCUCCGUUCGGUGCUCCGUAUGACCAAGUUUCAGACAGGUCAUAUGAACCUCCAUUCCUUGGGACGGGGUAUUCGGCAGGCACGGGUGGAGGUUUAGGUGGAGGUGGUUAUGGAGGAUAUUCUACAGGCAGUUUCGGUGGAGGAAAUCCUGCAAAUGAUGAUCGAUAUCGAUUUUAUCCACCGUACGGUCAACAAUACCAGGCUGUUCCAGCCCAACCUGCACAGCCACCGUUCUCUGACGGUCUGGACCACAGAUACACACACAGUCUGUUCAAUGAGGAUAAUCCUGCAGUUCCUAACGGUGCUUCAAGCAAUACGGGCUCAUCCUUUCAGCCUGCGGUGCAAAGUCCACAAUAUGAACAGUUUCCGCCGUACGGAAGGCCUCAGCCGCAGCCUCCAUUUCUACAACCAGCGCCACGAAACCCGCUGGUCUCCAACACUGCAGAAAACCCCAACAUCAAUGUAGGCAGCGUUUAUCGCCCUCAACAAAGAGGUUUGCCUGACCUGGUUCCUGACCCGAAUUACGUCCAGGCCUCCACAUACGUCCAGAGAGCCCAUAUGUACUCCUUACGCUGUGCUGCAGAGGAGAAAUGUUUGGCCAGCUCUGCCUAUAAUGCUGAAACCACAGACUACAGUGUUCGAGUUCUGCUGCGUUUCCCUCAGCGGGUGAAGAACCAGGGCACGGCAGAUUUCAUGCCCAACCGGCCGCGACACACCUGGGAGUGGCACAGCUGCCAUCAGCAUUACCACAGUAUGGACGAGUUCAGUCACUAUGAUCUGCUGGAGGUCAGCAGUGGCCGAAAAGUGGCGGAGGGACACAAAGCCAGCUUCUGUCUGGAGGACACGACCUGCGACUUCGGCCAUCUGAAGAGAUACGCCUGCACUGCACACACACAGGGUCUCAGUCCGGGUUGCUUCGACACAUACAAUGCAGAUAUCGACUGCCAAUGGAUUGACAUCACUGAUGUUCAGCCAGGAAACUACAUACUGAAGCUCCAGGUCAAUCCAAAGUACUUGGUGCUUGAGUCGGACUUCACCAACAAUAUAGUGAGGUGCAAUAUCCACUACACAGGGCGCUACGCCAAGACCACAAACUGCAAAAUCUCCCAGUCAUGAUGUGUCAGAUGUGGAUGAAUGUCCAUGUAAGCGCUGUUCUAUUGCAAUGUGAAUGGAAUUCCUGACGUCGCUGUGAUCGUUUAUUGUUUUUGUCCUGGCUCCCAUUUAUGUGCUGUUCUUGUGAACCUGGGUUCAGCUCGUGCC